AUGUUCUCCUUCACCUCCUCUAUACCCGUGCUGCACCAGUCGCACGAUGGUCAUCAUCGUGCAACGGACCGGUUGCCAGUGAAAGAUGCGGGGGAAGGAGAAGAAAACGAGAACCUAAGUCCUUUGAUGCAUUGCAUCACUGCAGGAGGCGUUGGAGGAGCCAUUGGGGACUCGGUGAUGCAUUCGCUAGAUACGGUGAAAACGCGACAGCAAGGUGCGCCCGGAGCUGCGAAAUAUAGAAACAUGAUCAUGGCGUACAAAACAAUAUUUGUAGAAGAAGGUGUGCGGGCUGGGCUUUACGGUGGGUACGGGGCUGCCAUGCUUGGGUCGUUCCCAAGUGCUGCUAUUUUUUUCGGCACGUACGAACUCUCAAAGCGGAAAAUGAUAGGAGAAUGGGGCUUUAAUGAUACAAUUGCGCAUCUGAGCGCGGGUUUGCUCGGAGACCUGGUUUCGAGCGUGGUCUAUGUGCCGAGCGAAGUUUUGAAAACGAGAAUGCAAUUGCAAGGGCGUUAUGAAAAUCCGUUCUUCCGCUCCGGUUACAACUACCGGAAUUUGCGGGACGCAAUUGCGACGAUUUUAAAGCGAGAAGGUUGGCAAACGCUAUUUUUCGGUUACAAGGCCACUUUGUCCCGAGACUUACCGUUCAGCGCUUUGCAAUUUGCAUUUUACGAAAAAUUCAGAGACGUGGCGUUUCGGGCCGAAGGUAAGAGUACAAGUCAAGAUUUAACCGUUUUGAGUGAAUUGACGACAGGUGCUACAGCAGGCGGUUUAGCCGGUAUCAUGACGACGCCUCUUGAUGUGAUAAAGACUCGUAUCCAAACGCAGCUGCCCAUUUCUUCGUCGUCGUCCCCGUCGUCGCGCUCGCGCUCGCCGGUCACUAUCGAAAACUCAAUCUUGAAGGGUCUCGUGGCAGUCUACAAAUCCGAAGGCACGUUGGGAUUCUUCCGUGGUGUCGGUCCGAGAUUCAUAUGGACCAGCGUCCAAAGCAGUAUAAUGCUGCUUCUAUACCAGGUCGCGCUGAAACAAUUUGACAAAGUGUCAGCGACAGAUUUAGCGCUGAAUCCUUGA
Molecule: messenger RNA, 1068 nt
Organism: Lachancea mirantina
Lineage: Eukaryota; Fungi; Ascomycota; Saccharomycetes; Saccharomycetales; Saccharomycetaceae
Source: the annotation of a GenBank genome assembly